CGGAGCUUACGGCGUUCAGGUGACGGCAGCCCAGCUGGACGCGCGCGCGGAGAAACACAGAAGCAGCAUUUAUCCCCUUGCUACAGAAAAGAGAAGUCUAGUUGCGCAAUACUGGUUGGAAAGUGGGAAAAAAACCAGAUCAGCAUUAUGUUCAGCUGGGUGAACAAGGAGCAGGGUGGAAGAAACAAGGAGGGCGACAUGUUUCAAACGGUCACUGAGGGACUUCAAAGUCUUUACAGUAAAAAAUUACUGCCUUUGGAGGAAGCCUACCUUUUCCAUGACUUCCACUCACCGGCGCUGGAAGAAGCGGAUUUUCAGAGCAAGCCGAUGGUCCUUUUGGUGGGACAGUACUCCACAGGAAAGACCACUUUCAUAAGGUAUUUGCUGGAGCAAGAUUUUCCCGGUAUGCGGAUAGGGCCCGAGCCGACGACAGAUGGCUUCAUUGCUGUGAUGUAUGGGGAGACCGAGGGAGUUAUACCUGGAAAUGCGCUGGUGGUGGACUCCAAGAAACCUUUCAGGAAGCUCAAUGCCUUUGGAAACGCCUUUCUGAACAGGUUCAUCUGCUCUCAGGUCCCCAACCAAGUCCUACAGAGCAUUAGCAUCAUUGACACACCGGGUAUCUUGUCUGGAGAAAAACAGCGUAUUAGCAGAGGCUAUGAUUUCUCUGAAGUUCUGCGAUGGUUUGGUGAGCGUGUCGAUCGCAUCAUCCUCCUCUUUGAUGCCCACAAGCUGGAUAUCUCUGAUGAGUUCUCUGAGGCUAUCAGGGCCUUCCGUGGCCAGGACGACAAGAUCCGUGUGGUUCUAAACAAGGCUGACCAGGUGGACACACAACAGCUGAUGCGUGUCUACGGGGCCCUGAUGUGGUCUCUGGGCAAAGUUAUCAACACCCCGGAGGUGGUGAAGGUGUCCCUGGGCUCCUUCUGGGCCAAGCCCCUGCAGAACACAGACAACCGUCGGCUCUUUGAGGCUGAAGCACAGGACCUCUUCCGGGACAUCCAGGCCCUGCCACGCAAUGCUGCCCUGCGCAAGCUCAACGACCUCAUCAAAAGAGCCAGACUUGCCAAGGUGCAUGCCUAUAUCAUCAGCUAUCUGAAAAAGGAGAUGCCUUCUCUGUUUGGGAAAGAGAAGAAGAAGGAGGAGUUGAUUGCACACUUACCUGAGAUCUAUCAAAUGCUGCAGAGAGAACACCACAUCUCACCUGGAGAUUUCCCCAACGUCAACAAGAUGCAGGAACAACUCAUGCACUACGACUUCAGCAAGUUCCCCUCCCUGAAAAUGAAGCUGAUCGAAUCAGUGGACAAGAUGCUGAGCAGCAAGAUUGCACAGCUGAUGAACAUGAUCCGGGAGGAGGAGGGCAAACAGCCAGCUCCGACAGUGAUGGGCGGGGCUUUCGAAGGCUCUGAGGAUGGACCAUUUGGCCACGGCUAUGGCGAGGGUGUUAGUGCUGGAGCGGACACCGAGGACUGGAUUGUGAGUCGUGACAAGCCACAGUACGAUGAGAUCUUCUACACACUGAUGCCCAUCAACGGCAAGGUGACCGGCGUCAGUGCCAAGAAGGAGAUGAUGAACUCACGCCUGCCCAACACCGUGCUCGGAAAGAUCUGGAAGCUGGCCGACUGUGACAGGGAUGGCAUGCUGGACGAUGAGGAGUUCGCCCUGGCUCAGCACCUCAUAAAGAUCAAAUUGGAGGGCUACGAGCUGCCCUCAGAGUUACCGCCCCACCUGGUGCCCCCCGGCCACAGGAAGAACCCCACUGCAGACAUCCUGUACAACCACCAGGACGACUAAGACCCCUCACCAUAUGACCACAGCUAUUCAUAUAUAAACUUUAGCUAACAACUCACAUCGCAGCCUCAAUGGGAUGAUUCAACCAAAUGCUAACAUGGAUAACAAUAAAUCAAAUUUUCUGUUGCUAGUUAGCUUUAUUUUGCUUUCUAAUGAUAUGCCUUGUACAGAAUUCUGAAAAAGAACACAGUUUAAUGUUAUACUUAUUCCACCUGACACAAAAGGAAAUGAUCACAGACUUAGGUAGAGAGGUCUGCAUGGUCUGCGGUCAGUGCGUGUGCUACACAUACAUUUCGCAUGCUGAUCAACGGCAGACUUUCAAAUCAAGUAUUGCCAUUGUUGAGUGAGUUGACGAUGCCAAAACUGCAGCCAGAGUAAAUCAUCCAGCAAACAAAAAAGCUGUGAACCUAGUAUAACAUAUUUACAUCCAUAACAUGCACACACUAUAUGGCCAAAAGUAUGUGGACACCUAACUAAUCACACCUACAAUACCGGUCAAAAGUUUGGAGACACUCGACUGAAAUGUUUCUCAUGAUCUUUAAAAUCUUUUUAUGAUUGCAAUGUUUGAAAUCAGUGUUGUAGACAAAAAUAUAAUUGUGCCAACAUAUUCAUGUCUUUCAUUAGAAAACUAACAUUUUAUUUACAAAAAAAAUAUUCUUUUAAACGGAUGACUUGGAGUGAAAUAUUCAGAAAAGCAGCCAAUAAGUGUCCAGCGUAGGUGGGAAUUCCUUUAAUACUGUUUAAAAAACAUCUCAGGGAAAUCCUUCAAGAAAUCGGUCGAGAAAAUGCCAAGAAUACGUUUCUGGAAAUUCUAGGCAAAAAGUGCGUCUACUUUGAAAAUGAUAAAACAUAAAAUUAUUUUGAUUUAUUUUGGAUUUUUUAUCACAACAUAAUUCUCAUAGAUCUAUUUGUGUUACUCCAGUGUUUUGAUGACUUUAUUAUUAUUCUAAAAUCUGGGGGAAAAAAAUAAAAAUAAAGAAUGAGUGUGUCUAAAAUUUUAACUGGUAGUGUAUAUGAGGGUCUUCCCCAAACUGUUGCCACAAAGUUGCAUUAAAAUUUCAUUUCACUGGAACUAAGGGACCCAAACAUGUUCCAGCAUGACAGUGCCCCUGUACACAAACUGAGGUCCAUAAAGAUAUGGUGUGGAAGAACUUAAGUGGCCUGCACAGGGCCCUGACCUCAACCCAGCUGAACAUGUUUGGGAUGAAUUGGAACACCACCUUCAUCCCAGGCCUUCCUGUUCUUAUGGCUGAAUAUGUACAAAUCCCCACAUCCAUGCUCCAAAAUCUAGUGAAAGGUCUUCUCGGAAUUCUCCUUAUUAAUGCCUAUGGUUGUACAAUGGGAUGUUUAAUAGUCAGGUGUCUACUUACUUCUUUUUUUUUUGCCAUAUAUUGUAUUUAAAUUGAAGUUGUCAAGUCAACGCUUAAUUAUUCUUUUCAACAUUCGCUUGUAUUGUGCAGGUAUACAAGUGUGAAAGGAGUGUUUUAUUGGUAGCUAGUGUGUUAUAGAACCACGUUUGAUCUAGCACACAGUCUACUGUAGGUAACGUGAAAUAAAUAUCAUUUGAAUCCUAAUGGCAAACCAUUGCCAAUAUUAUUUUGCAGUUAGUUCACUGAUAGUGACACUGGCCCUUAUUCAACAAAGUUGCAUAGAAAUGAGCACAGACUGAGUCAGCUUCAGCUCACCAUCAUAUCCAUAUGAGACCCCAAUUUACCAUUAUAUAAUAUAUCUAAAUAACAUGAAACAUAUAAUUUUUGCGGUUUCAACAUAAUGCAAUAGGCUUGUCUUUUGCAAUCCUUUGUUUAGUGAAAUAGUUUUAUGUAGCUGAAUAUAGAUAGUUAUUAAUUUAGUGUGUGUGUGUUUUAUUAAGGUGUUGUUUAAGGCUUAAAUCAGGCAGAUAAUGGAUAGUUAUGGCUAUGUUCAUUCAUUUUAAAACUCAAAUAGGUCAGAUUUAACUGAUGUUGGAUUUAAACAAUGAAAGAAAUGAAUCAAACACUGAAAAACAAGGCUACCAAAAUAAGUAUAAUUGCAUCUAGAAUGUUUUAGUGUUUAGUGAAAUUUUGCAAUAAGCUCAAAAAAUGAUGAUAUACAGGCCCAACACUCAAUUCAAUUCAAUUCAGUUUUAUUUGUAUAGUGCUUUUUACAAUGGACAUUGUCUCAAAGCAGCUUUACAGAUAUAUAUAAACACAGGAUGCAGAUAUUAAAUGUGUGAAUUUAUCCCUACACUCUACAUCCUGGUCAGAGCUUCAUGAUCCUUUUUUAUUAUUAUUCUUAUACUGAUAUUGAAUAUUUGACUGAAUUUUUUUUUUGUUUGUUUGUUCAGGUUCCGAAAUUAUUAUGAUUUGAUUUCCAAGCACUCUGAUCCAACAAAGAUGAAACUGAUGAAUGAGGAAACCGGUGGUGUAAUUUACAUGCACUCGAUUUACGAUCAGAUUUGACUGUACAUAACUUUAAUGAAUAAGGGCCAAUGUUCCAUUUAAUUAAAUUGUAUUAAAGGGCAUCUGAAGGUUUUCAUUUGUAGGCUUACGUAGUCUAAAUGAGUUGGUCAUUUUAACAAUGACAACAACAACAACAACAACAAAAUGUGUUAUGAUUCUAAUGCUAAUAAUUAGUUGCUACUAAUAGUGUGCAUUAGUGCAACAAGCUCAUGCUUGUUGGUCCAGGUGAAUCGUUGUGCUCGAAAACAAAUUGUACAACUGGAAAACAAAUCGAAUUACUUUUAAUGUAUAUAAAGAUAAAAAUAGAUGAAAUAAUUUCAUCUUGAUUUCAGAAAAAGCAACCUGCUAGGCUGCUGCAAACAAACUGCACUAAAUGGACAUUGUUUCCUGUUGAUGUUAGUGUAUUACGUGAGCUUUUCACUUUGUCAGUAUCACUUUUGCUUCAGUGUCUCAUGAGCAGGGUUGGGAGGGUUACUUUAAAAAUGUAUUCCGUUACAGUUACAAAUUACUUCAUAAAAGAUUUAAUCAGUAACGUAAUCCAAGUAUCACAAUAUGAAAGUAAUGUAAUCUGAUUAUUUUUGGAUUAUGUCAAGGUCACAUAUGUACAUAAAGUCAAGAGAAAUCAAUAUGAUGUGAAAUACUUUUAUUUAGAGCUUAUUUUAGCUUAAAAACAUGUUCAGAGUUUGGGUUUAUUUUAAUAAAAUAAAUAGUUAAAUAAAUAAAUAAAAGAUCACUGUCCCUAAUGCGGGUAACGUUACAUCACAAAACCUAGGGUGAACAUAUUCUGAUAUAUUUUUUUGGUGGUGGUGGGGGGUGCUGUGUGUCUUAAUAGCGUUCAAAACAGUGUUACUAUGAAUGCAGACUUUAAUAAACAGAAAAAGACACACUAUUAGCAUCACAUAAACACAUAAACAUAUAUAAAUAAAAUUGGUUUCACUCUGAGAUGGCAGGAAUUACAGAGAGGGGUUAAAGCAAUGCAAAAUAUGCGCACACACGUUGCAGUAUUAGACCAUAAGCACAUCAUAAUGAAAAUAAAGCCGAAUCCCGGACAUUUUACUCAAAUUUAGAAAUCCGCCUUUUUAAGUUCUGAUAAAGAGGACAUGUCCGGGAAAAAGAGGACGUAUGGUCACCCUAACAAAAAGCAUUUCAGAGAACAAUUUGUGUUCAUUUCUACCAAAUUAACUUUGUGCAAAAUUUAUUUGCGCAUGCACCAGGAGGUUGCUCACGUGAACUAUAAUCAAGCAGCUGUCUAUAUUGUGUUAUGUCAAAAGAUUCAUUUCUUUGGUUUUAAAUGAAAAAAAAUGAAUCCUGGUAGUAUUCCCAUUUUUUAUUUAUUUAUUUAUUUAUUUUUACAAAAUGUACCUGUAAUCUGAUUACUUUUUUUUUUUUUGUAACUGUAACUGAUUGCAUUUACCAGUUUUUUGUAUCCUGAUUACGUAACGCCGUUACACGUAUUCCGUUACUCCCCAAGCCUGCUCGUGAGAAGUUAAUGUGAUAUUAUUACAGUUACAUUUAACACGAUAAUUGCUAAAUUAUAAUAACAGGAUUUUUUCCCCACGCAAAUCUGUAGCUCUUAGACAGUUUUGUUCAUGUAAUAAUUCCCUCCAGUGUUACAUCACACCAGAUGGCAAUGUACAUUGGUGUAGAGUUACACCCAGCCUGGUUAGUGGCUCCAAAGUAGUAUUAUUCACAGUAAUCCCUCAGUACAGCAGUGCUCAUUUUUACCUGAUUGAAUAUUGUAUUCUUACAGUACCCUUCAAAUGAAUGAUUUCAACUGACUAGUUUUCUUUGCGAUCAGUGUUUAUGAAGAGAUUGGCUCUUUGAGGACACUGAAUAAAAGUAAUAUUCCAACUGUUAACAUUACUGUAUAUGUGAUUAAUGUAAAACACUUUCAGUGUUAAUAAACAGGUUUAAUGUGUAGUGAGGGGAAAAGGAGCUUUUCAGAUGUUACAUAAAGACAUGUACAUGUCAUGUACUUACUAACCAUUAAAUUCCUUUUUUGAUGAUCAGUCAUUUUUCAUAAGCAUGUUGUUUUAAUCAAUGUAAUACUGUUACCUAUGAGGUCAAAUGGUUUCAAACUGCAACCUGAUUUCAAAUUGAUUGUAAUUUUAUUUGGGGUAUUUAUCUACAAAUAUUCUAGAAAUACAGAAAUUCUACUUGUUUUAGUUUUUGUUUUAUGUUAUUAUUUUAACUAAAAACGCUUUCCUAAGUGUUGUCUCUUUUUUCAUGUUAGUUUAUAGUGCUUAUACUGCGUUUUCUUUAAAGAUCCAUGGCAUUAUAAUGUCUAGCAUAUCACUGACUGUAAACAAAUCACAUUCAUAUACUCCUCAUUGAAAUAAAGGAAUAUGUAGAUAUUAAAUAAUAUUUAACG
Ictalurus furcatus (blue catfish) is the source of this 6594-nucleotide messenger RNA. It is a transcript of the gene ehd4, whose product is annotated as EH-domain containing 4. Gene Ontology annotation, biological process: endocytosis; endosomal transport. Gene Ontology annotation, molecular function: calcium ion binding; protein binding; GTP binding. Gene Ontology annotation, cellular component: cytoplasm; plasma membrane. The record is from RefSeq and is a predicted model, not a curated record. The transcript is spliced from 6 exons. Bases 148 to 1788 code for a protein of 546 amino acids. Lineage: Eukaryota; Metazoa; Chordata; Actinopteri; Siluriformes; Ictaluridae.